AUGUCAAAAUUCAGACAAGAAUUAAAAACCAUAGAAAUAAUACCAAAUUUGACGGGUGUCAUAAUAUUUUGUGUAGCAUUUGCAAUUCGUUUCAUUCUUUUCCAAUUUUCUAAUAUCACUGAAACUUUGGGAAGUCGAGUUGAAAUUGUAACGCCUGUAACAAGUUUUACCCGACUAACUGAGGGUCUUUACUUAUUCGAUAAUGGCGUUCCACCAUACGAUGGCGGAGCUUUUCAUCAGGCUCCAUUAUUUCUCGCAUGCUUCCAGCUACUUAGUUACCUUCCAAACAUAUCAAUACCGUUGACUUAUAUAAUAACAGAUUUACUCAUAGCUUAUCUUUUAGCGGAUAUAACACGAAUAAAGCAACAUUUGUAUCAAGAUUUUCCACGUAUAGAUGUAGAAUUAGAAGAGGGAAAGCCAAAGGAAAUUGAUCCGUGGAUAGUUUCUGGAUUAUAUCUUUUUAAUCCAUUGACAGUUGCAUCAUGUCUCUCUCAAUCAACUCUUUUAUUCACGAAUCUUUCAAUUGUUCUUGGAACGUAUUAUUCUCUUAAAAGAUUAUUAAUUUUAUCUUAUCUUUUAGUUGAUUCAUGGGAUUUUAUGCAGUCUACAUAUGGAAUAAUCCUUUUUUUAUCAGAUUUAACUCCAAACAUUGGUUUAUUUUGGUAUUUCUUUAUUGAAAUGUUUGAUCAGUUUCGAAGCUUCUUUCUGGUUGUAUUUCAGUUGCAUGCAUUUAUUUUUGUUGUACCAAUAUCUAUAAAGUUCAGAAAUCAUCCAUUGUUUGUUGUAUUUCUUUUGAGUGGUAUUAUGGCUGUGUUUAAAUCUUAUCCAUCAAUAGGGGAUGUAUCACUUUAUCUUGCUUUUCUUCCUAUUUAUUCAGAAAUUAUAAAAUGUAGUGGAAAUGCAAAUUUCUUUUAUGCUAUUACUUUAGUAUAUACUGUAGGAAAUAUAAUUUUGCUAGUUGAUGCUACUUAUUCAAUGCUUAGAAGAGAGUUUGAUAUUUGGAAUCCUGAGUUAAGACAUU
Messenger RNA from Dentiscutata heterogama, 1021 nucleotides. NCBI's taxonomy places the organism in Eukaryota, Fungi, Glomeromycota, Glomeromycetes, Diversisporales, Gigasporaceae. The record is from the annotation of a GenBank genome assembly.